ACCUUGUGUUUUUUGUAAGUUAGGUAACUUAUUUUUUUCUUGCACAAAUCUGGCCCAUUAAAAUUAAAAAUAGAACAUUACAGCCGUUGAUGAGAAUUAAAAAAAAACACGCUGAUGGGGAAAUCGGCUGUACCGGUUACGGCUAGCCGGCGAAAAACUCGCCGUCGAAAAUUUCGCCGACUGAUGAAUGCUACCGUACCGUGUUCCCAUGCCAAUUAGGAGUCGGUGAAUUUUGUUCUAUCCUAAAAUUAUGUUUUCCAAUCCACUAUUGAUUAAUCCGCCGGGAUCCCUCGUCUGCCGCCGCACCCACAGCCUCCCCCUUAUACGACGACACCCGGCACCCCACAGGACUGAUCGGAACCGUCGGUGCAGACAGGGAAACGACCUCUGCCGGAUCAUCGGCGGCGCCUCGGAAGCCAAGAUCGUAUCGACGGGGAACCCGUGGCGACUGUCCCACAGUUCGGCGACUGAGGACGGCGGAGGGGGGUUAGCGGCGCCCUGUGAGACCUGUUGUAGGUGUCGAUUGAGACCAACUGGACUUCAAACGCCGGAUUCUCCACCGCUGGCGGAUACGGCUUUGAAGUGCAACCCAUUGCAUACCCUCUAGCAAGGUACGUAUGUGUAUUAAUUGAUAGCUCCACCAAAUCCUUUUGACUGUUGUAUCUUUUUCUUGCUUUUGGAUGGCCCUUUUUGGGUGCAGUAAUACCCGUGAAGCUUAUGAUUUUGCUUAUGGUCUUGUAUACUUAGGGAGCAGUUUGGUUAUGCUCUUGUAAGUUCAUCCUUUGAUUUAUAUGAAAGUAAACAUUAGAAAACAAAUACAGCAACCAUGUCAGAUGAAUGAAGAGAGCUUUACUGGUCCAGUGUACCGUGGAGUGUUUUGUUCUUUCUACAUUGAGCUUUAAAGUAUUUUUUAAUUGAUAUUAGUUUCUACUCAAUAUAGCUUACAAAUGAGUAAGAUGAAUGAAGGUGUUUCUUUACAGGUUGAUGGUGAAAAGCAAACAAGAAAGAAAAGGGUAUUAAGCUU
Linum trigynum is the source of this 1024-nucleotide messenger RNA. NCBI's taxonomy places the organism in Eukaryota, Viridiplantae, Streptophyta, Magnoliopsida, Malpighiales, Linaceae. The record is from the annotation of a GenBank genome assembly.